CUUAACAUAUUAGGAAGUCGCAAAAAAUGCUUAACAGCAGGAACCAUGAUUGUGUUCUGUCUUCUCUGCAAAUUAUAUACAUAAUUUAUAAAUAUAUUAAAUUUGUAAAAUGUACUAAUUGAAUGUGUCGCUCAGACGUGGGAAUAUAAGCAAAACUUCAUUGUGUUAAGCCUAAGAGGAAUUAGAAAGUCACUUGUCAUACGGCAGCUCCAUAAACUAUGUUUUCGGCAAUUGUUUUGUCUGGUUUGUGAUAGAUUUGACCAUUUGUGUAAAGAUUUUUUAUCAAGACAAUUUUUUCAAAUAAAAAUGAGUGAAAAACGCAAAUAUAAGAAAUCUAAAGAGGAGAUUGCUAAAGAGUUCGAUUUGCCGGAGCGCAAAUCUAAAAUUGCCACAAUCAUGAAGCAAGAUGGCCAAGCUUACUGCAUAUGUCGGUCUUCUGACUGCUCUAGAUUUAUGAUAGGCUGCGAUGGCUGUGAGGAAUGGUAUCAUGGUGAUUGUAUAAAUAUUACGGAAAAAGAGGCCAAGCACAUUAAACAUUAUUAUUGUCAAAAAUGCAAAGAAGAAGAUCCCACUUUACAAACAGUAUUUCGUGUUGUGCCAGUCGAAAAAUCUUUAAAUCCUACAAUUAGUAUUCUAUCAAAUGAGCAGGAGAAACGUAAAAAGUCGAAGGAUUUUAUAAGAGAUUCAAAUUGUUCCUCCAUAGUUAUACAAAAUUGCCCAAAAAUUAAUCGAUGUGGGUCUUGCGAAGGUUGCAGAACUCCUAAUUGCGGUAUAUGUGAGGCUUGUCGUAUCCGUGUAGGCCACAAGCCUCGCUGUGAACGCCGUGUUUGCCAAGUACAAUUACAUGCUCAGUUAACGGGCCAUAGCCAAACCCAGAGACCGCGAAAAAAGGAGAAACCCUUAAAAGAUCGACAACGCAAACGUAAACGUUCUCUAACCCCCGAACUUUUUAUCAAUCCUGAGUUGGAAGGUAUGCGACAAUGUUACGGACCCGGGUGUCAUAAAAAUGCCAGACCUCAGUCGAAAUAUUGUAGCGACGAGUGUGGCAUAAAUCUGGCCACCAACCGUAUAUUUCAAGUUUUGCCUCAACGAGUGCAAGAAUGGAAUUUGACUCACUGCCGUGCCGAGGAGGAAAAUAAAAAACAAUUGGAUCAAAUCCGAGCUAAACAAGCUAUGGUAAGAUUUGCUCUUGCUGAAUUGGAUAAAAGACAUAUGGAACUCGAUAUGAUUGUGGAACGAGCCAAACACAGUACGCUAGAUCCCAAUCGACUGCAAGACAACGGCGAUAUAGAGGAUGAACAGUCCAUGUACUGUAUUACAUGCGGCCAUGAGAUACACUCGCGUACUGCUAUUAAACACAUGGAGAAGUGUUUUAAUAAGUACGAAUCUCAAGCUUCCUUUGGAAGCAUAUUUAAAACUCGAAUAGAAGGAAAUUCAAUGUUCUGCGAUUUUUAUAAUCCAGCCAGUAAGACUUAUUGCAAGCGUUUGCGAGUUCUAUGCCCUGAACACUGUAAAGACCCCAAAAUUGGCGAUAAUGAUGUAUGCGGUUGUCCUUUGGUUGAAAAUGUUUUCAAUCCCACUGGUGAGUUCUGCCGAGCUCCAAAGAAGAAUUGCUUCAAGCAUUACAUGUGGGAAAAGAUUAGAAGAGCUGAGGUCGAUUUAGAGCGCGUGAGGCAAUGGCUGAAAAUGGAUGAGCUGUUGGAACAGGAAAGACAAAUACGCCAUCAAAUGGCUUCUCGUGCUGGUGUUUUAGGUUUAAUGUUGCACUCCACAUAUAAUCAUGAAGUUAUGGAAGAAUUAUGUCGUCAACAGCAGCAACAAUUUGCAGCAGUACAAAAACAAAAGCAAUUAUUGGAAAAACAACAACAAGAGCUUCAAAUGCAAGCAUUCCAACAUCAAUAUCAAUAAAAGCAAAUAAAGUUUAUUUCUGGAAAUAA
This is a messenger RNA of Glossina fuscipes, 1937 nucleotides long. RefSeq names its product CXXC-type zinc finger protein 1-like. Gene Ontology annotation, cellular component: Set1C/COMPASS complex. Gene Ontology annotation, molecular function: zinc ion binding; DNA binding. Gene Ontology annotation, biological process: positive regulation of DNA-templated transcription. Bases 307 to 1908 code for a protein of 533 amino acids. NCBI's taxonomy places the organism in Eukaryota, Metazoa, Arthropoda, Insecta, Diptera, Glossinidae. The transcript is spliced from 3 exons. The record is from RefSeq and is a predicted model, not a curated record.